AUUUUAUUUGACGAUUUGCUUUGUAAAUAUUAUUGUCUCAAAUUUUUUAAAGUUAUUUUAAUUUUUUUUUUUUGUAACUAAGUUCUUAUUUUGAGUUAUAGCUUUUAAGUAAAACAUGCAACAACAGCCAACAUCAAUUCCACCUGGCCUUAAAACACUCAUUGAUCAGUGCCACAGAAUUUAUCCAGAUCAGCCAAAUCCAUUGCAAGUGACGACGAUUUUAAAAUAUUGGUUAGGAGGACAAGACCCUUUGGAUUAUAUAAGCAUGUACAAUAAUAGAGGAAAUGUUGAAAUGGGUAUUUUACCACAUUGGCACUAUAUCAGUUUCGGAUUGUCAGAUUUGCAUGGUGAUGGAAGAGUUCAUGUACGAGAACAAAACUCGGAAACAUCAGAUUAUCCGUUGUCUGGCAUGGGGUUCGAACUAACAUUUAGACUUCUUAAAAAUCCAAACGAUGAAAGACCACCAACAUGGCCGGCAAAUUUAUUGCAAGCCUUAGCUAGAUAUUGUUUUCAAACAGGAAAUCGUUUUUGUGUUGGAGAUAAUGUUCCAUGGCGGAAACCUAUAGAUAAUUCUACAUCUUCAUUAAUACAGCAUUUACUAAUAGCAGAAGAUCCUCAGCUUAAUAUGACAGAGACCCCUUUUGGUUCAGUACAGUUUUGUCAAAUAGUUGGUGUUACUGAAGAGGAAUUGGAGCAGGCAUCACGUUGGAAUGGAAAAGGAAUUCUAAAUUACUUAAAAAGGGACGUUACUACUGGCGGCGAAUGGCUGAUAACAAAUGUAUAUAGAACACAAAGUUUGUUUGAGCUAUUUCCCGAAACACUCCAACAAUUACAAGAUGAUUUAGAGAAAGAAGGAUCGGAUUUAGCUGGUAUAAACGCUGAGUUUACAUUUAGAGAAUUACACAAACAAAAAUUUAAGACUGAAAUUGAUUCAGAUGCUUUAAAUGAACAGUGUCUAUCUGAUGAGAAUAAUAAAUUUCCAGACACAAAAGAGAUAUGUUUAAUGGAUCUAAGUGUUACAAACGAAAGUUUCAGUUUUUUGCAGUCAAUGUCAAUCAGUAACUCUUUAGAAGAUGCUUGCCCAGUUAAUUUUCAACCACUAACAGCAAAUGUAGUUCCUUUAGAUGGUAUAGAAAUAACUUUAGCAUUUUCAGCUGCAAAAUAUUUAUUGCUAUCAAUAAAAGAUAGAGUUCGACAUGGUCGUCACUUUACGUUCAAAGCACAAAAUCUUGCACUUACUAUACUAGGUGAAUCUGUAACUGGUGGUUCUGUAAAUAAAUCAAAUCCAUAUGGUGUAAUUGGAUAUUGGGUACAAAUAAUGAUCACAGACGAUUUGGUACCACGAAUGAUGGAGGCAUUUCAAACCAUUGAUACAAGUAAAGAAUUAACAGAAAGAAGAGAAUUUGAAUGGCCGGACAAAAACUUAAAAGUUAUCAUUGAUAAUCCUAUACCAUAUAAUACUCUAAAAAAUAGUUCAUAAGAAUAUAUUUUUAAUUUUUUUAAAUUUUAAAUUUAUUGCAUUUAUGUAUUCAUUAUUUUUAAUACAUAUUCGAAAAGUAAGAGCUUCCAUAUUAUAUUAGUUAAGAAUUUGAUAUUAAAUUUAU
Messenger RNA from Condylostylus longicornis, 1604 nucleotides. RefSeq names its product suppressor of fused homolog (gene Su(fu)). NCBI's taxonomy places the organism in Eukaryota, Metazoa, Arthropoda, Insecta, Diptera, Dolichopodidae. The transcript has 4 exons. Gene Ontology annotation, molecular function: transcription factor binding. The coding region runs from base 116 to 1480 and encodes 454 amino acids. The record is from RefSeq and is a predicted model, not a curated record. Gene Ontology annotation, cellular component: cytoplasm; nucleus.